Ficedula albicollis (Collared flycatcher) is the source of this 2668-nucleotide messenger RNA. RefSeq names its product solute carrier family 35 member D3 (gene SLC35D3). Bases 1 to 1134 code for a protein of 377 amino acids. The record is from RefSeq and is a predicted model, not a curated record. Gene Ontology annotation, cellular component: Golgi apparatus. The transcript has 3 exons. Gene Ontology annotation, molecular function: antiporter activity. Lineage: Eukaryota; Metazoa; Chordata; Aves; Passeriformes; Muscicapidae.
AUGGGGGGACACACCGGGGAUGGCGUGGGGACACACCGGGAGAUCGGAAGAGCGGGGGCGGCGCUGCCGCCCUUCGGGCCCCGCCUGGCGCGCCCCUUCGCCGCCGUGGCCGCCCUGGCCACCCUGCAGUCCACCCUCACCCUCUGGUCGCUGCGCGGCCUCAGCCUCCCCAUGUACGUCGUCUUCAAGCGCUGCCUGCCCCUCGUCACGCUGGUCACCGGUGCCCUGGUGCUCCGCGACGGCAUGCCCUCGCCCGGCGUCCUCGUCGCCGUCCUCAUCACCACCUGCGGCGCCGCGCUGGCCGGAGCUGGAGACCUGACUGGGGAUGCUAUGGGCUAUGUGACAGGCGUGCUGGCCGUGCUGAUACAUGCUGCCUACCUGGUGCUCAUUCAGAAAACCAGUGUAGACAGUGAAUACGGACCCCUGACAGCUCAGUAUGCCAUUGCUGUUUCGGCCACCCCUUUCCUCAUCAUCUGCUCCUUUGCCAGCAUGGAUUCCAUCAACGUCUGGUCCUUCCCGGGGUGGAAGGACCCUGCCAUGGUAUGCAUCUUUAUUGCUUGUGUCCUGAUUAGCUGUGCCAUGAACUUUACCACCCUUCACUGCACUUACAUUAACUCGGCUGUGACCACCAGCUUUGUGGGGGUGGUGAAGAGCAUCGCCACCAUCACGGUAGGCAUGGUGGCAUUCAAUGAUGUGGAGCCCACAAAGUUAUUUAUAGCUGGUGUUGUGGUCAACACCUUGGGCUCUGUCAUUUACUGCGUGGCCAAGUACGUUGAGACCAGGCGGCAGAGCAACUAUGAGGACCUGGAGAAAGAAGCUAGAGAAGAGGAGGGGAAAAGGCAGGCUGGAGACCAAGCUCUCUUUGCCAUGGAGACAGUUUCCCAGGGGAAGGGGGCUGAGGAAGCAGCGGUGGAAGGAUCAUCCACAGGGCAGAGACAGAGUGAAGAGGAAGAGAAGGACGUCACUGAGAAAUCAGCCAAGGCACUUGUUGUUCAGGGAAAAUCCACCAUCACACAAGAAGUGAACAGAAGCUCGCUGAAAGAAGCCUAUCUUGGAGUAUGGAGGUUGGUGAGGGGUGCUAAUUAUAUAAAAAAGGAUUAUUUGAUAGAAAAUGAAGAGCUACCAAACCCUUAAAAAGCAGAUUUGAAAACCUAUUGCUUGAGGACAGAUACCUGGUUUUCUGUACAGGGGGAAGGCAGAGCAUACAUUUCCACAUCAAUGCUUACAAAUCCAAAUCAUUCAGGAUGACUUUACCUCAUUGUCAAAAAGCAAAAGGUUACAGUUUGCUCAUGCUUUGGCUUGCUUUCAGCUGCUUUCAGUAUGUCACUUCAGACCCACCUCAGCUAAGGUGCUGACACUCUGCUGCAGACACAGAGAGAGCUGGGUAAAGGAAAGUCAUGGGGUGCUUGCCCAGCAGCAGGGAAUAUGAAGGACAUCAGUGCCAUUGAGACACUUGGCAGUGCCAGUUACACAGCAGUGGCCUAUACCUUAGAUUGUGUCUGGAGCCUAGUGAUUUUAACACGUUUGGAGGCUCUGUCAAUGUGCUUCUGUGUCUGUAUCCAUCCAAUUAUAGGUACUCUACAUAACUAAUUCCUACAAUAUAAACUCAUAUUAACUGUACUUUUUUGUGCUCCUUUGUGUCAAUACAAUUUCAAGAGAGCUAGAGGUUGUGCCACUUCAGUUGUAUUGGUGUAAAAUCUCUCUCUUACCUGACGAAUUGAAGCCCUCCAGGCUGAGCCUUGGACCUGGUUUACAUUGGGUGCUUUGUGUCUUCAGUAGAAAUACUUCAGUCUUUUGGUGGUGUACAUGAAAGCAGAAGCAGGUCUGAGCUUCUAAGAAGCUUUGAUUGGCAAAAGAAGGAUGUUUAUCUAUGAGCUUUAACUACACGUAACAUUUGGAAUAUUAGCUUGACUCAAAUAGAAUGGCUUGAAAACGUUGGUAUGUAUUGACUGGAUUUGGGAGGGCUAUAAAAAUGUAGGGAGAAAGCGUGUGCCUUGUGUUAUCCCUCCUUGUACCCUUAAGUCGGAUGAAUCAGAGCCUGGACUGGAACCCAGGUGUCCUCUUGUAAGCAGAGACUGAGAGCAGAGCAGAGCAGAGCUGGGGACACCAGCUCUGAAGUUCCCAGGGGUGCUCUUGCAGGACAGUUGUGUUACAUCCCGGCCACGUGCUGGUGCCUGGCUUUGUGUGUAUCCACCCUGGCUGUGCCUGUGCUGAGCUGUGGGUGGAACACAGUGCGGGCAGGCAGCCGGAGCUGCCCGGAGCUCCGGCACAUCCCAUGGCCGAGUGCUGGGGAGCGGGCUGCUCGGUGUGUUUGGCACGAGGACACCCGUGGCUUUGGUGGAAGCAGCUCCCCAGUGCCCAGGCUGUCCCUGUCCCCGUGGGCUGGAGAGGCAGAGCUGCCUCUCGCCUUGGACGCUCAAGCGCUUGUGUGGGAAGUGGGAAGCAGGCACUCCAGCGAGGCCUCUGCUGAAUAUGCUAGUAUUUUGUUCCACAUCUGUUUAACUGGAAAGACUGUGGAAACAAAUGUUUGAGUGCUUCUUUGCCUGAAGAUAUCCUUUUGGUAGGUGGGAGUACUUGGGUGGAACCUCUGCUGAGAGUAGACAGAGAAAAGAUUUGACUGAGUAUUUCUCACCCCGAAAGGGUGCUGCAGCCACUGGGGCCACCUUGA